Messenger RNA from Epinephelus fuscoguttatus (brown-marbled grouper), 3399 nucleotides. It is a transcript of the gene smim14, whose product is annotated as small integral membrane protein 14. NCBI's taxonomy places the organism in Eukaryota, Metazoa, Chordata, Actinopteri, Perciformes, Serranidae. Gene Ontology annotation, cellular component: endoplasmic reticulum. The record is from RefSeq and is a predicted model, not a curated record. The transcript is spliced from 5 exons. Bases 161 to 478 code for a protein of 105 amino acids.
GGUUGGCUCACGUGCACCAAACAAAACACAGACGGUAGGUUGACAUGUCUGCAGUUUAAUGGUUUCUGUGCUGCUGCCGUGCAGCCCGGGCCGUUUCUCAAAGACUCGUAACGCUUUCUCAACAUCUGCAAAUAUCAAGGUGGACACAGUCUGGUGAGAAAUGGCAGAGGGGGGCUUCGACCCUUGUGAGUGCAUCUGCACCCAUGAGUACGCUAUGAGACGCCUCAUCAACCUGCUCAGGCAAUCUCAAUCCUACUGCACAGACACAGACUGCCCUCAGGAAUUGCCAGGUCCCACUGGGCCAGUCGGCGGAGGAGGUGAACUGACCCUCCCCAUGAUUCUGAUGGGAUGGGCGGUGCUGGCUCUGGUCCUGUUCCUGUUGCGCCCAUCCAGUCUCAGGGGUAACCGUCCCACAGGAAAACCAUCUGGACCCCACAAUAGCGAUGGAAGAGAGCCUCCAGCACCACCUGUUGACUAACAGUGGAGAGUACCAGCACUCACCCACCCGCUCUGACUGGAGCUGCACAGUUAGCUAGUGACUGUGACCAGGACAGCACCAUCUCCCCGUCAUUCAGAUAUCUUUUGCUUUUCUCCUAUUUUAAUGCCAUUGUGUUUUGGGGUAGAUCUGUCUUUGAUUUCUGUUACUAGAGUCCAGCUGAUACUGAAUUAAUGAGGCCAAUACAGAUAUAUUCCAAAGUUGUGAAAAAUCUUUUUUUUUUUUUUUUUUUUAAAUAAAAAUAAAGCAUUUGGGCAACAGAGGCCUAGGCAGCAUAUUUGACAAUGAAAAAAACUUUGGAAAUGUCUUGGGAAAUUGAAUAAGAAUACAGAAAAACAUUUACACACUCAUAAAACUUAAAUUAAGAGCAAUAAUUACAAAAAAUAUAUAUUUUUUUUAUAUCUGUAGACAUAUACAAACCAAUUUUGACUGAUAAUAUUGUCCAUCAAUAUUGGCAUUUUGAUAUUUCAGCUGGGCUCUAUGUAGUAUUGACCAAGUCUUUAAUCAGAAGGCUUGGCAUUGUUCUGGGUCGAUCCCUGUUCGCAGCUCUGGUACUGACUAAUAUGCAGAGACUCAGACGUGAACUCAAAAUGAAGGAAUGUGUCAUAUCAUGUUUUGGUGGAGACGGGAGGGGUUCUUAAAUAGUUGUUUGAGUGCUUACUGAGUGAUCUAGGGUGACGGUUUAAACAUUCCUCUCUUUCUACUUUAAAGUCACAACUCUAAACAGUGCCAGUAAUGAUGUCAUAUCACAUAAUGUUUUAAUAGCAUAUUUAAACCAGCAGAAUGAUUCAGUUCAAUGUACUGAGUUUAUAUGAAAAAGAAUAAAUUCUGAAUGGAGUGCUGCAGGGAUGACAUUUAUUUGUAGGCCAACACUGAGGUUAACAUCUCCCUUGUUCCUUUGUCAAAAGUCCAAUGGGAUGUUCCUGUUUGAUUUUGGAUUAAAUCCUAAAUGCAAUAGCCAGAAGUAAAAAGCUAAAGUUAGGCUACGAAAGAACUACACUAUAGUCACAUGACUUCAACUCCGCCACUGCAACGAGGCUGUAAAGUUGUGUUCGGUCUUAUUUGGCCACUUGUUAGCAACUGCCUUUUUAAGGAAUGUAAAAGCUUCAACAUUUAUGAGUGGGGUAUCUACUGAUGGAUUUUACAUUGUAGAACAAACCGUGAAUGUCCCUAAAGCUUGUGUCAACCACCGACCUUAUUUUAGGCAUCUAACCAAAAACACAUCCAGAAAAUUCAUUGACAUCAAGACAAGAGAACUGGGAGUGCUAACAUACUCAUUACUGGGUUUUUGCACUCAAUCCUGCAGCACUCUAUUAGGAUUAUGAUAACAUGGCAUAUUCUUCUGUGUUUACAUCCAGGCUUCAAUCUUAUACAUACUCCAGCAAAUAGUCCGGUCUGUUAUAUGAUCUAUAAUUUUUAAGAACAUGUCUGUCCCUUUAAGUAACUGUUUGUUUGGUCACUGUAGUAAAAGUGAUUCUUACAGUAGUGACCCAUCUGUUUAAAAGGAUUAAGAUAUGACCGUUAAUUGGUCACGUUUCAAACUAAGUUCACAUAGCCAAAAUGAACUGGAAACAGGUGUAAAGAUGGGGUUUGUUAAAUGUGGUCAUUGUGAAACAAUAUACUCAGCACAAGCAUUUUAAUCAUAUCGAGGUGAUACCAUGUACUGUAAUUGUUUUGUGGUUAAAAGGUAAAAACCUGACAUAAUAGUAGCAGAUCAUCAUAUUUUAUCAGCACUUUUGUUGUGAUGUUGUUUCCUUAUGAAGGUGUGUUCUGAUUCAGCCGUUAUUUCUUUUCUCGCUGAGAAUCGCAGCAGUCUGUGAUUAAUGGGAGCAAUCCAAAGUUUCUACUUCACAACUUUUGUGUGAAAAUACGUCAAAGGAAAGGAGCAGCUUAAACUGCAUUUUCAAACAGUGCCAAUGUGAAUUUAAAUUUCUGGUCUCAAUUUAGAGAAUAACUUCUUGUGAAAGAAAAGCAAUAUUUGAGCUCAUUUUUACUUUGAGAUAAGAUGACAAAGUUUUCUGUCACGUUUUCUCAUUAGGGUUAUUUUCUUGCUAAAUAAGUGAUGACUUCUACAUCUAAAUACUUUUAUAGAAGGUUUGUCAGCUGGAUUAAAGGUUGAAUUAUAAUUAGUGAAGAGAAAAAUAGAAACCUUGAAUGCACAACAAUGUAAUGGUGAAUGUUGUGGUGUUCCAUAACCAUGUGUAUAAAUGUGGAUGGAUAUUUAGAACACAGUACAACAGCACCACAAACUACAGCCUCAAUACUACAGGAGAAAAUCAACCCUUUUUGAUACAAUCUUAAGAAAAAUCAUAAUAUCACAUCAUAAUAGGUGAUAUCUUUUUUAAUAUGUCUGUUGUUGGCUAUUGGAUUCUGGUACAUACAUAGAGGGUUUCCUGUUUUUCUAGUCACUGACUGUAUCUUUGUCAUGCCCCUGUCAUGGUAACAUGGACAUGAAAGUGUGUGUGUGGGCCCUGGAUUAUGUUCUAGGGCACCUGUGAUAUCACAAGUUACAUUGAUUAGUCUUAAAUUUGAAGUGUCUUUCUUGAAUACAUGGUGUAAGAGUUCAGACCUUGGAUAUGAUCUGAGUUCAUCUCAACCAUCUCCAGUGGUUAGCUCUUAAUAGCCAUAUCUGCAAACGUGAUCUAAAACUGUCUUUACAUCUUUCUAUACUUGCUUGGGAGAUGGCACAGAGCAAAUACAAGGAGGGAAAAAGUUAAGUCAACCAUAAGCAGUUGUAUAAAAUUAAGGGAGAAGCCACACACACUAGGUUGUUGAGAUGGACAAGUGGAAGAUCUGGUACCACAGAGACCUUGAUUUACACUGUUUCUGUCAAAGAGAAAAAGGGCUUCAACUAUGCACUUUUCCUAUAACAAAACAAAAAAAAUAAAAAGAAUUCAGUCUUA